Drosophila elegans is the source of this 2393-nucleotide messenger RNA. RefSeq names its product flocculation protein FLO11. Gene Ontology annotation, molecular function: chitin binding. The transcript is spliced from 2 exons. Lineage: Eukaryota; Metazoa; Arthropoda; Insecta; Diptera; Drosophilidae. Gene Ontology annotation, cellular component: extracellular region. The coding region runs from base 91 to 2244 and encodes 717 amino acids. The record is from RefSeq and is a predicted model, not a curated record.
UCAUUCAAGCUUAUUGCUCUGUACUAGACUUAUUGUUUUGCAAGCAUAGAUAGUAACUAGUAUCCUAACACUGGAAUAGCUGCAGUUGGAAUGAAUUCAUCAAUAGUAAUUGCCUGUGUCGCCGUUUUGGUGGCCAGCAUUAACGCCGCUAGUGUGCAGCCAGCCGUAAGAACGAUCAACAAUGAACUCUAUCGACGUUAUGUGUGCGCUCAUAAGCCCGAUGGAUUCCGCGCCUUGGUUCCCGGCAGUUGCUCCCAGUACUACGAGUGUCAGUCAGGAGUGGCCCUCGUAAGCACCUGCUCACGCUUCUUCGACGCUAAAGUCCAGGGAUGUGUCAACUACAAUACUGGCUGCAUCGAAGUUCAGCCUGCUUCAGCCGGCAAGGCAACUGUUGGAGGCUCUGUCGUGCCUUGUAAUGAGGAAACAACCACUGUGUGCGCCCCAACAGCUCCUACUACACCAUGUGUCACAGAAACUACUCCGACAACACCCUGUGUUACUGAGCCAACUACUGUCCCCACUACACCCUGUGUAACUGAGCCAACUAAAGCACCCACUACACCCUGUGCAACUCAGCCAUCUACUGCCCCCACAACACCCUGUGUAACUGAGCCAUCUACUGCCCCAACGACACCCUGUGUAACUGAGCCAACAAAAGCACCCACUACACCCUGUGUAACUGAGCCAACUACAGCACCCACUACACCCUGUGUUACUGAGCCAUCUACUGCCCCAACGACACCCUGUGUAACUGCCCCCACUACACCCUGUGUUACUGAGCCAUCUACUGCCCCAACAACACCCUGUGCAACUGAGCCAUCUACUGCCCCAACUACACCAUGUGCAACUGAGCCAUCUACUGCCCCCACUACACCCUGUGUUACUGAGCCAUCUACUGCCCCAACAACACCCUGUGCAACUGAGCCAUCUACUGCCCCAACUACACCAUGUGCAACUGAGCCAUCUACUGCCCCCACUACACCCUGUGUUACUGAGCCAUCUACUGCCCCAACAACACCCUGUGCAACUGAGCCAUCUACUGCCCCAACUACACCAUGUGCAACUGAGCCAUCUACUGCCCCCACUACACCCUGUGUUACUGAGCCAUCUACUGCCCCAACUACACCAUGUGCAACUGAGCCAUCUACUGCCCCCACUACACCCUGUGUUACUGAGCCAUCUACUGCCCCAACAACACCCUGUGCAACUGAGCCAUCUACUGCCCCAACUACACCAUGUGCAACUGAGCCAUCUACUGCCCCAACUACACCAUGUGCAACUGAGCCAUCUACUGCCCCCACUACACCCUGUGUUACUGAGCCAUCUACUGCCCCAACAACACCCUGUGCAACUGAGCCAUCUACUGCCCCAACUACACCAUGUGCAACUGAGCCAUCUACUGCCCCCACUACACCCUGUGUUACUGAGCCAUCUACUGCCCCAACAACACCCUGUGCAACUGAGCCAUCUACUGCCCCAACUACACCAUGUGCAACUGAGCCAUCUACUGCCCCCACUACACCCUGUGUUACUGAGCCAUCUACUGCCCCAACUACACCAUGUGCAACUGAGCCAUCCACUGCCCCCACUACACCCUGUGUUACUGAGCCAUCUACUGCCCCAACAACACCCUGUGCAACUGAGCCAUCUACUGCCCCAACUACACCAUGUGCAACUGAGCCAUCUACUGCCCCCACUACACCCUGUGUUACUGAGCCAUCUACUGCCCCAACUACACCCUGCGUGACUGAGCCAACAACUGUCUCCACAACACCCUGUGUGCCAGUAAUCACAACACCCUGUGUGCCAGUUACCACAACACCUUGUGUGCCAAUUUCCACACCACCCUGUGUGCCAGUUAGCACAACUCCCUGUGCACCGGAAACCACAACAGUUUGCGCUGAAGAAACUACCACUGCCUGCAGCGGAACCCUCACAGCCUCAAAGGCCAAGCCCGCCUCCGUGAAAGUGAGACCACUAAGACCUGUGCGUCCUGCCGCAUUGCCAACUGAGCAGCUUUCUGUUCCUCAAACCCAUGAGCUUAGCAUUUCCACCUACACAAAGUACGUCUGCCGCAAUAAGCCAGACGGCUUCAUGCUUGCUUCGCUGAAGAGCUGUUCCGACUACUACAUUUGCCGAUAUGGAAAACCUCUGUUGGUUAGUUGCGGCGAUAAAUACUUCAACGGCCUUAAGGGAAUUUGCGAUCUACCAGAAAAUACGCGAUGCGUGCAGCCCCAAGCCUAAGAACGCAUGAUGGCCGCAUAACCUCUGGAACCAUCGCCAAAUAAAGCUCUACCGAACCCACCUUGAUAUUUGUGCCGGUUUCAUCCUUAUGUUUUAUAUUCAAUAUAGACUAAAUAAAAGCAACAGCUAUUACAAGCUAUAAAAAAUAA